Messenger RNA from Exophiala mesophila, 1693 nucleotides. RefSeq lists its product as uncharacterized. Bases 228 to 1598 code for a protein of 456 amino acids. NCBI's taxonomy places the organism in Eukaryota, Fungi, Ascomycota, Eurotiomycetes, Chaetothyriales, Herpotrichiellaceae. The record is from RefSeq and is a predicted model, not a curated record. The transcript has 2 exons. Gene Ontology annotation, molecular function: NAD binding; NADP binding; oxidoreductase activity.
CUUGAAUCUACUACCAUCUUUUCGGCAGUUGAAAUGCAAAAGGCGUGAUCCUCGUUGAAGGCUCGAAAGGUUCUCAUUUUUCUCUUUGUUUUGCCUCGACCACCUCAGGAGACCGCUCCUAUUGUGUACCUCGCAUCAGUCGUUGGACAAUCAGUCUCCGGCUAAUAUACCUUGCGUGGUAUAUCUCUACCUGAAAUCCAGGAGAAGAGAACUCCCCAAAGGCAGACAUGUCCUCAGAGACUUUCCCUAAAGUAGCCUUCAUUGGCCUGGGGGCUAUGGGCUUUGCCAUGUCAACACAUCUCGUCCGAACGGGGUUCCCAGUUACUGGAUUCGAUAUCUAUGGUCCGACCUUGGAGCGGUGGCAGUCAACAUGCAACGACAUCCCAGCAUCGAGAGCAUCUACUGCCCAGUCGCCUGCUGAGGCAGUCAAGGAUGCGACUGUGGUGUGUCUAAUGGUUGCCAACCAUCAUCACGUCCACUCAGCUCUUUUCGACGACAAGGUUGGCGCAGUCCAUGCUCUUCCCAAGGACUCUACUGUUAUUAUCCAUGCUACCAUUCCUCCGACCCAACCUGCCAACGUGCGUGAGAGGCUCACUAAAGAGUUCAACCGUCCCGACGUCAAGUUGAUCGACGCCCCCGUCUCUGGCGGCGUAGCCAGGUCAAUCAAUGGCACAUUAACCAUUAUGACUGCCUCCGAUGAUCCUGCAAACCUGCAGCAGCCCGAUGCCAAGACGGUCCUUGAAAACGUCGCUAGCAAAGGCAAGACUUUAUAUGCUAUUCCCGGAUCUCUUGGUGGCGGCGAGUCUGCCAAAGCGCUGAAUCAAGUUAUGUGCGGUAUCCACAUUGCAGCCACAGGCGAGAUCUUUGGCUUGGCUGCAGUUCUAGGUCUCGACACCCAAAAGCUGUACGAUACACUGAUCGAGAAGGACUCUGCCGGGAAACCAGUCUUGGGAUGGAGUUGGAUGUUUGAAAACCGCGGACCGAGAGUCCUGAGCGCUACACCGCCCAUGGCUUCCGCCACGGCCAUCAUUGAUAAAGAUGUCGGGAUCAUUCGAGACGAGGAGGUGCGCUUAAAUGUGGAACUACCCCUGCUCAACAGAGCCAGCGAGGUCAUCAAGGAGGUCAUGAAGACACACGCGAGCGCCGAUGAUAGUUGUAUCGCUCAGUACUAUCUCGGAUUCGGUUCCAAGAGAGAAGGCCUCGCGGUGGAAAGAGCUAAAAACCCGUCUGUCGCUGCUGAAGAGCACGACGCGAGACUUCAGGAUGUUGCCGUGGCGCAUGCCGUCAUCCAUUUGACAUCUGCGUUUGAAACGACCAUUUUCGCUAAAUCGCUGGAUCUCGUUCAAGAAGAGCAAAGAAAACAAUGGUUCAGCAUCAUCUCUGGCGCCGCAGGUGGAAGCACCGUUUUCUCUGAGGUUAUUCCUCUGUCAUUCACGGAUUCAGAAGGAAAUGAAGCUGCGUUCAAGAAAUAUGCCAAGGAGAAGUUUGGAAAUUCGCUGUCAAGAACAGCCCAAGUCAUUGAGGAGGCUAAGGCUCAGGGCUAUCACCCGGUCUUAUUGGAAGCUGCCACAAAGAAUCUUGAAAAGUUGCUCAAUUGAUAUACUCUGUAGUUAGCAUGGAGCGAUUUAAUGUAGUUAUAUCGUUGACACAAUCUAGUAGGGUCCAGCCUUCAAUUGGAAAUAUCGCCUUGAAA